Aspergillus heteromorphus CBS 117.55 is the source of this 384-nucleotide messenger RNA. RefSeq lists its product as uncharacterized. The record is from RefSeq and is a predicted model, not a curated record. The coding region runs from base 1 to 384 and encodes 127 amino acids. Lineage: Eukaryota; Fungi; Ascomycota; Eurotiomycetes; Eurotiales; Aspergillaceae. The transcript has a single exon.
AUGGCUGUAGCCAGCCUCUCAUUCCCCCUGUGGAAUGCACCACGCAAGGAUGUCCCUUCUCUCCAUGUUUUGCUGUUCGGCCCCUCGCCCACAGGUCCCCACCGGUAUGGAUCCGCUCUCAGCUUUUGCUGUGAUUGCUGGUAUCUGCGCUCGCAUGCCUUGAUCCGACCCUUUGCAGGAGAACUGGGGUGCAUUGCAGGCGAUGGAUGUCUCAGUCUCCUGGCUUUGCAGAUUACCCUGGUAUCUGCAAUGCCAACUCAGACGAUUAGGUUGCAGCAUGUGCAUUUGCAGUUGCAGUUGUACACUGAGUACGCCUUCUGCGGUGCAACAAUUGAAUCAACAUCACCGAUCACUGAGAACGCCUUCGGCAUCAGCCACGGCUGA